UGUUAUAAAAAACAACAAAUGAACACUUGGCACCGGAAAACAUUACAAUUAAGAAAAAACUAUGAUAUAUCUUUUCGCUUGAUUGACAAAUAAAAAUUCUUUAGUGUGAAGUUAAAUAUUUUAUGUACAUAUUUGGUUCUUUCCAAUUUAUAUUUUAGUAGAAUCCCAACAUAUAUUCGGCAAAAGGAUACUAAUAACGAUAUAAUAUUGGAGAACAACUCAUGGAUUAUUUUAUUUACGAUCCGAAAACGGACGAUUUUACCAACAAGUCGGUUAUAAUGACACGCAGCACUAAUAGCAAAGCAUUAUUAACGCAGAAUUCAAAGCAACGAAUUCCGGCGAAGAAAAUUCGAUAUUUUUUGUGGCCUUUUGUCUUGGGAGUAAAUCUAUACGACUUUCUGGCUCUAUGUCAUCUUGUUCCAACACAUAGUCUUCAUCUAUCACGUCCGUUUCUGAUGAGCACCUCACCUUUCCAGGUUUUUCAUAAAACACAAACACAGGAAUAUGACUUACCAAUGAUUUCGAACUGA
This is a messenger RNA of Bactrocera dorsalis (oriental fruit fly), 530 nucleotides long. RefSeq lists its product as uncharacterized. The transcript is spliced from 3 exons. The record is from RefSeq and is a predicted model, not a curated record. NCBI's taxonomy places the organism in Eukaryota, Metazoa, Arthropoda, Insecta, Diptera, Tephritidae. The coding region runs from base 222 to 530 and encodes 102 amino acids.